AUGGGGCGCCACAAUAAGCGAAAGCGUGAGGAUGAGGAUUCCGAUCCGGUCGCUGAUACUAAUGGAAAUGGGUUCGGUGUUGCAGAUACCCUGUCUCGCUUGAGUCGUCCCUCACUCCCACCCUCUGAUCAGACUUCCCAAAACACAUCUCAGAGCCCCAAGGAUGGACAGCAGCCGAGUUCCAAGAGAAAGCGUGUGGACGGAGAAAAGACCAAAUACCCAGACCUCACAUAUGUGGAGGGCACACUUCAGUCUUCGAUCAGAAUUUCUGACUUGCAGGGCCUACUGCUCUAUUGCUUCGCGGACGGGAUCGCGCCACAGUGGAUCUCAAUCAAGCACUCGGGACACAUGCGAAAAGUCGUCGUUCUGAUGGUCCCUGGAAUUGAGAUCGGCAUGUUUGACGGCACACUACCAUUGGGGCCUCAAGAAGCCAAGGAAGCCGACACCGAGAAGGAGGCCAAGCAACCCGAAGCGACAGACGGAACGGCCGAGGACGAAAAGGCCUCCGACUUCGAGCGAUGGAAGCAGGGUCUCCCUCCUGCCGUCCGUUCCUCCACCUUCAAUCCUCGACCCCUCAAUCCAGAGACCCUGCCUGAGCCCCUCCGUCCACUGGGCGACAUGUUCCCGCACGUCUGGCCCGUGAAGGCCCCCGGCGAUACCAAGUACAAUAAGGUGCAUUCACCUCUUCAGGCCAUUCUAUUGUCAUCGCUUCCAAAGUCAAAGGAGAGCGGCGGCGGAAAGGGUGCGCGUCCAGCUAGAGUCGAUAAGGGCUUUACGCCGAAGCGGACACCGAUUACAACAUUCCUAAGCACUGCCGAGGACCUGCGCGAGAACGAGUACACUUUACAUCCCGCAUUCUUCACUUCAGAUGAGGAGAAAGCGUCUCAAUUGGCAAUUCGUCGUCAAGCGGAGCAGUCUACUGAACAUGGCUGGGUGGAUACUGAUGUGCCCACUUUGGAGGCUGGCGACGUGCCUGACACCGAGGUUGAGCAGGGCAGCAUGACCGCAGGCCGGACCGUUCUGUCUCUCGACUGUGAGAUGUGUCUGACCGAAGGUGGUCUGUCGGAACUCACUCGGAUCAGUAUGGUCGGAUGGGAUGGAGAGGUAGUCCUCGAUGAGCUGGUCAAGCCUGCUAAACCGAUUAUCGACUACCUGACUCGCUACUCUGGCAUCACGGAGGAGAUGCUGGCUCCGGUCACCACCACACUGGCCGACAUUCAAAAACGCCUUCUGACUAUCUUGACUCCUCACACUAUCCUUGUGGGACACUCCCUCAACUCCGAUCUCACAGCGCUCAAAAUCACACACCCAUUCAUCGUCGACACCGCCCACAUCUACCCCCACCCUCGUGGUCCGCCAUUGAAGUGCAGUCUCAAGUGGCUCACUCAGAAGUAUUUGAACAAGGAGAUUCAAAAGGGAACCACUGGCCAUGACUCUGUCGAAGAUGCGCGGGCCGUUCUUGAACUCGUCAAAUUGAAGUGUGAAAAGGGCGAGCUCUGGGGUACCAGCGACGCCUCGAACGAGAGCAUCUUCCGCCGUCUCGGUCGAUCCACCAAGAAUGGGAAGACCACCGCCCCCGGUGAGGGACGGACGGGUGCCGUCGUGGACUGGGGAAAUCCCGAGCGCGGAUUCGGUUCGCAGGCUACCGUUUCAAUUGGCUGUCGCGAUGACGAUGACGUGGUCAAGGGAAUUGAAGCUGUUGUCAAGGGUGACGAAUCCAACACAGCAAUUCCAGGCGGCGGUGUCGAUUUCACCUGGGCACGUCUCCGCAACCUCGAAAUGACCCGAGGAUGGUGUACCCGCAUGCCUGACGCGAACAACGGCAAUGAGUCCACUGCGGUCACCUCUCUUCCCGAAGAAACCACGCCGACAACCGGUACCUCUACAUCUACCACGUACAACAAGAGCCUCGCUGAGACUGUCAGCCGCACUGUCUCAGAUAUCUCUCGUAUCUACGAGUCCCUGCCGCCCUGCACGCUCUUCGUUGUGUACUCUGGAACCGGCGACCCACGCGAGGUCAGCCGGCUGCAGGCUAUGCAUCGCAAGUACCGUGAGGAAUUCAACAAGCGUGUACCAUGGGAUGAUUUGAGUGUGAAGUGGACGGAUACUGAAGAGCAGGCACUGAAGAACGCCUGUCAGCGAGCCCGCGAGGGAUGCGGCUUCAUGGUUGUCAAAUAA
Messenger RNA from Penicillium subrubescens, 2178 nucleotides. RefSeq names its product RNA exonuclease. Gene Ontology annotation, cellular component: nucleus. The transcript has a single exon. Gene Ontology annotation, molecular function: nucleic acid binding; exonuclease activity. Bases 1 to 2178 code for a protein of 725 amino acids. The record is from RefSeq and is a predicted model, not a curated record. NCBI's taxonomy places the organism in Eukaryota, Fungi, Ascomycota, Eurotiomycetes, Eurotiales, Aspergillaceae.